Molecule: messenger RNA, 1340 nt
Organism: Nematostella vectensis (starlet sea anemone)
Lineage: Eukaryota; Metazoa; Cnidaria; Anthozoa; Actiniaria; Edwardsiidae
Product: transmembrane protein 163
Exons: 8
Coding region: 325-1083 (252 amino acids)
Biological process (GO): monoatomic cation transport; transmembrane transport
Cellular component (GO): membrane
Molecular function (GO): monoatomic cation transmembrane transporter activity
Source: RefSeq, a predicted model, not a curated record
ACGACGGUAUUGAGAGAAAUAAAUUAGUGUCGGUGCGCAGUGAACGAGUCAAUACUAUAAAUAUUGUAUAGUCUGCCCGCUGUGGGCUACUUGCGAGAGUAAUGCCUGACAGAUGAGUCAGUUUAAAUCCGGUUGUCAAGCUAAAAAGGGUGAUAUUCCUAACAGAUGUAGUACUUCUCUGUAAGGCGUCGUGAUAAAAUCACGCUAAAUGGUGACUCCAACGUGACUACGUGUAGUGUAUGCACAAGCAAAUUGGACGUGACAACAACAUAGAAACGCUAGGUGUUUUUUAGAUAAGAUGCGUCAGAAGAUCUGCAAGGCAUAAUGACUUUAAAAGGCGUAGAGGUUCAGUUUCGUGCUUAUGAAGUUGUGGAUAAUGAAAAACAUCGACGGGCGAACAGAGUUGCCGCAAAUCAAGAUGGUAUUUUUCAUCAAGUGGAUAAGAUUAACACACCUCUAACAGAAAAAUGGCGGCUCGCAGCGAUGGGCCUCUCAAUCGCUUCGAUAAUUAUCAACCUGGCUCUUGGAGUGGCAUAUUUUUUCCUGUCUGAAGUUACAUGGAGCUCGGCAGCUUUUGGGUUCGCGUUUCAAGUCUUGCUGGACUGUCUCUCCUCUAUUGUUGUCCUGUGGAGGUUUUAUGGGAUUGAAGGGCGCAAAUACUCCUACCAAAGAGAAAGAAGGGCAUGUUUAGGGAUCGGCAUUUCCUUCGUCGUGUCGUCCAUAGUCAUAUCAGCUAAGGCGAUUCACACGCUGGUCAUCAACGAAGAACCCAAACGAAGCAUGAACCUCCUUUUUGUAUCUGGGACCAGCGUGUUUCUGCUGUUCUCCAUGGCAUACAUCAAGUACUUAGUAGCAUACAAGACAGACAGUAGAGCUCUCAGGAUCGAUGCGUUCAACACUUCUGCUGGCGGUGUGAUGGCAUUUGCGGUGACCCUUACCUCUAUCCUCUACGAGCACUCCAACAAAAUCUGGUUCCUGGAUGCCACAGUGGCUCUUGGUAUUUCCCUAGUCUUCUUCCUCUACGGAGUCAGAACAAUCAUCGAGCUACACUCAGACAAAGGCACUCCAGUCCCGUCAAAAUAGCUUUAAAUCCAGUUCGUAGAUAGAGUUGAGUGUAAAAGCGACCUAGGGUCUGACGAUGUAUAUAAAAGGUCCAAUCCGGAUAGAAAACCUCGCCCCGGAGUAUUGGGUAACUGAAAAUGUCGCAGUUGUAUUUUCAAACCUUGUAUAUAGCAGUAUAGCGGUAUUGCUAGAAGAAGGGGGAUAAAAAAAAAAUUGGAAUUCUAGCUUUGAAACGAGAAAACAGUUAUGGUUAUACAAAUAAAGCUUUGGAAGGUGUA